Messenger RNA from Entamoeba invadens IP1, 546 nucleotides. Its product is annotated as pre-mRNA-splicing factor ISY1, putative. The record is from RefSeq and is a predicted model, not a curated record. Gene Ontology annotation, biological process: generation of catalytic spliceosome for second transesterification step; mRNA 3'-splice site recognition. Gene Ontology annotation, cellular component: post-mRNA release spliceosomal complex; catalytic step 2 spliceosome; Prp19 complex. The transcript has a single exon. Bases 1 to 546 code for a protein of 181 amino acids. Lineage: Eukaryota; Evosea; Mastigamoebida; Endamoebidae.
AUGGCACGAAACCAAGAGAAGGCUCAAUCGAUGCUGAACCGAUGGAAGUUGAUGCAGUCAGGCACAUUUGUUGACAAUCGCCAGACAAAGCCCAAAGCCCCGAACAUGUGCAAAACACUACAAGAAGCAAAGUUUUGGCGGCAGAUGGUUGUUAAAGACAUGACACAAAAAAUUGGAGAAAUCCAAAACGCGGGGAUUGGCGAGAACACUGUCCGUUCGAAAAACAUCGAAAUAAACAAAUUGAAUAAAGAACGUUGUGCCUAUGAAAGAAAGAUUAUUGAAUUGGGUGGUGUUGUUGCAUCAAAAAAGGAUGAACGCUUCGAAGAGCGCUUUAUGUAUUUCGGCGCUGCAAAACUCCUUCCCGAAGCAAAGUCAGAAAACUCAAAUUUAAAAGAGAAAACGCAACUUAAAGAAGACUUAAAGUUGCUUGGUGAGGAGUAUUAUGGGAUGGACGAGUAUGAGACACAAGAACUUCUCGAAGAAGAAAGACGCGAAGAAGGAAACUUGAAGAAAAAAAUGAACGCGUCUUAUAUGGAAAUUGAGUGA